GGCUCGAAGUGGAACAAACCAAAGCCAGAACAGAGCACUGACGGGGGGGGCCAUAGCUGCCCCAAAAGCAUCUCCUCUCUCAAGAUUUUCCGAUAUCAAACAUAACGAUAUCUUCUCCCAUUGAAAAACAGAUGUCAUCCACCGCCAAUGUUGUUGGUGCUAAUGAAGAUCUCAUCACAGAAAAUCUGUUGUGUUUACCGGCAACAUCUGUUGUCAAUUUCAAGUUGGUCUCCAAGAGAUGGCUAUCUCUCAUUCCCGACCCAAUUUCGUUCUUCGCCACAAUCGUAGGCAUUAUAACACAGUCUCUGGUUUUAUUCUUGGUAGGACAUUUGGUCUUAGAGAUCCAAUGUAGUGGUUGCAAUGAUCCCCUGCUCAACCCUGCAAUUUACCCUGAGAAGCUUGCUCAACUGGUAUGCUCCAAGGUACUGAUUUGUGUUUCAGAGAAGGAUUGGAUGACAGACAGAGGAUGGACUUACCGUGAGGCAUUGAGGAAGAUUGGAUGGGGUGGUUCGGUGGAAAUUGUGGAGAUUGAAGGGGAGAGUCAUGUGUUCCACUUGUUCAAGCCAGAAGGCGAGAACGGUGUGGAUCUGAUGAAUCGGGUUGCUUCCUUCUUGACUCAUGAAUAGUUAAGCAUCAUAAAUGGCCUCUGUUUGUUUGUCUGACAGAAUUUUAAUCUCCGUGUUUGUGUAUUUUUUUAAUCGGUCAAGUAAAAAUAUUACUCGUUU
Molecule: messenger RNA, 725 nt
Organism: Rubroshorea leprosula
Lineage: Eukaryota; Viridiplantae; Streptophyta; Magnoliopsida; Malvales; Dipterocarpaceae
Source: the annotation of a GenBank genome assembly